GGCCCUAGACGGGCGGGGACCGGCUCUGGGACCUCACCCCGCUGACCCCGCUCGGGCAAGGCGAUCUCGGAGGCGCCGCGCGCAAUUUUACGCGCCCAGUCACAUGGCCCGCGGAAGGCAGCAGGAAGUGGAUUGUGGUUCCUGGGUUGCGCGUCAGGGCCGCCGCUUUGCGCCCGGGCGCUUGGAGAGGCGAGCAGAGCGGAGGUGGCUGCGAAAUCCGUGAGUUUCCUUGCCUUUUAAUGCAGCCAGGUCUGCUGCAUUUGUAACUUCUUCAGUGAUGAGACACUGCUGGAAGGAAGCAUGGAUAAGAAUAUUGCGGAGCAGCUCAAUAAGGCGUACGAAGCCUUCAGACAGGCGUGCAUGGAUAGAGACUCUGCUGUGAAAGAGCUAAAGCAAAAGACAGACAGCUAUGAAAAGCAGAUAUGUGAACAACAAAACCAAAUUGUAUUUCUUACAAACACUGUCACAAAACUCAACUCACAGUUGGCUUCUUUGAGCUGCAACAAAGAAGACAGCGAAACCAGAAGAAAUGGUACGUUACUGAACUUGAAUGCUGAUCAGCUGUAUGAAAAGCUGCAGUUGGCAAUGCAAAGAGAGAAGCUUUUAAAGGAACAAUUGGACGGUGAGAGUGUAAAGUUAAAAGAAACCGAAGAGGAAAGCAAUUUAAAAGAAAAGAAAUUUGAAUCUAUUAUCGCCAUCAAAGAAGAUGAAAUACGGCUUCUGAAGAAACAGCUGAAAGAAAUAAGUGAGGCACAAAUUUCCAUGCCAGGACCAAGAAACGAGAAAGAGGCAAGGAAUGGAAAACAUGCUUCAUCUAGGCAGGAAUUAUCUCCGGGGGCCUUCGGUACAGCUGCCUGUGAAAGGGACGAACUUGAGGCUGUUUUCUGGGGCAUGAAGGAAGAAUUUCAUCACAUACGCGCACUAGCUAAAGCACAGACGGACCAGCUGAGUAAAUUUAAACUACGGAGAGAACCUGUAACUGAAAUUCCAUUCUCCACGCCUAUCCAGUGCACUGAUGAACAAGCAGAUGACCUCUGUAAUCCUUGGGUUAAAAAGGAUCUAAACAGAGGUGCCCCACACUUCCCAUCCACCACUCCAAGCGGGAUGGGGCAGGAUGAGGAAGAAAACUCUGUGGAGUCCCUUUCUCAGUUUAAUGUCAAGUUCCCGCCCAUAGACAACGAUGCUGCUUUCUUGGAGAGCACCCCAGAUGCUCCAGGAAUCCCCUGCCUUGUGAUGACUGAGAACAUGCUCCCAGAUAAGCCGUUUCAUAGGGACCUUGGAGACCAGGACCUGAGCUACAGCGAGGUGAAGCGCAACAUGUUUGAGGGCCAUGGCGCUGACUCAAGCACUUCAGCCGCACAUAACCUGCCAGCCAAAUCGUCAGCCGCCCACACAAACGCACUCGUCCAGAGUCCUUUGGACAACCCUCUGUGUUUUCAAGUGCCUUAUGCAUACAACUUUGGAGCCACCGUCUUUCCAGAUGAAGAUAUCCCUGAAAUAAAACUUCCGUCUUUAGACGAUAACAAGAGCCCUGUUGGAGUCCCUCAGCAGCCGCUCUGGGAGCCAUAUCACACUCAAGACAAUGAUGUAUUGGCACUUCCUUCUGCAGACUCGGAACUUGAUCAGACUGGAAUAUGUGAAUUCUGUCAGAAAGUUUUUCCGCCAUCUAGUACAUCAGAGGACUUUCUGAGGCAUCUGAAUUCACACUUCAACUUGAAGUCCUAGUGUCACCGGAGUACAGAUUUUUGUUGUUGUUGUUGUUGUUGAAACCAGGUGUUGCUGUACUUUGAUUCCAGCCCAACUGCGCAUUGUAAUUCCAGAGCUUUGCGCAACGUCUAUACCAGAACCGACCUGGAGCUGUGUUAAUACGAUUUAAGCCAAUUUCAAAUGCAUAAAAGGAAAAUAACUGCAAUGCCACCAACAAAGGCAUAUCUUCCUGAGAACAGGGGUUGGGAAGAACUGAAGAUUGUGACUAUCUGGUCGAGGGGGGGGAGAAGGACUUGACUUUGUAACUAUAACACCAUUGUGCCUUUGCUUUCACUUUUAUUCACUGCAAUCUUUUUGACCAUCGAAACAAAUAUUUACUUUUGCCAUCGUGAAUGAUACAGUACUGAACUCCAGCUAAAAACAGAUGUGAUGCAGUGCUUUCAGAGCAAUUCAGCUCCCCCACCCAUGCACCAGGUUUGUAAGGGGGAGGGGGGGCUUUGGGAAGAUGAAUUAGUCAGAGGUGUCCAGAAUGGAGCUUCACUUUCCACCUGGUUUAGAAUUGCACCCUUAAUUGUGUUCUUAUUCUGUACUGAUCCUAUCACGUAGAAAUGCAUUUGCCAUAUGGGCUGGCUCAUUUGCAGUUAGUGUUAGUGACUCAGUGGCCCAUCCUUCUUGGCUACUGGUCCUAAGUGUGCCAGUGCUCCACAUAAAUGGAUCAGUGCCUUUAGUAAAGACAUUAACCAUGACUAGUGGCCAUCAAGCAAUUUUCUAGGAGGAUGUUUGGAACAGAAUAAAAAGUUAGCUAGAGCAGGGCUUUGCUGUUUCGCUUUGUCCUUUUUCAGGAUUGGUGAGUGGUCUCACAUAGGUGAUCUCACUUAAAUUAUAUCACUGCUAUAGUAACAAAACUGCCUCUGGGAAUGCGGAUUCCUGUUCCUGAAACAUAAAUUCCAUUGUUUAAGGCUAGCAUAGAAUAUUCAAACUGACCUAUGGUGUCAUGUUUACCCCAUAAAUAUUGGACUCGCACAAUCAGUGUUUGUGUGUCUUCCAAUCUAAAAAAAAACAAAAAGUCCCUGUUGCAAAGGGAAGAAGAUGGUGCCUAAACUGAAACGAAUUCACCCUGUGAUUUGUAAACUGUGUAAGCCAGGCUACUGACUUUGUGAUGAUGUGUAAUCAAGCUCUUUAAUUUUGGGUGUGGAGAAGGCAGUCUCACACAGGGAACCUGUUUCUAUGUGGAUUUCCCCAUUCCCCUAUCCGGUAUAGUUGAUAAGUAUCAGUAGAGGAUAAUAGCAUUUGCUUGCAAUAAAUGUUAACUUUGUGGAGAAAAGUGGUAGCGCGAUAGUAGAGCAUAUUAUUGGCAUGCAGAAGACACCACUGUCAAUCCCUGGCAUUUCCUGAUAGGGCUGAAAAACGUGGCAAAUAAGUACUAGUCAGCACAAAAAGUACUGAGUGUGGUAUGGCUUGAUAUAAGGAAGCUUCCUGUGUUCCUAUACUUACCUUCCCAGGCAUCUUGAGGGAAGCUAGGGAUCCUAGGUCCAUCCUUCACAAAGCCCCUAAUUUCCCAGGCAGCUCUUUUGUAUUUUCCUCGCCAUUACCUUUACCCCUUCCUCAUCCCCCUCUCCCAGCUUUAGGAAGCUGGAAGCAUGCCUUAAUUCCUGCCAAUUGAGCAGGCAGAAAUGGCUGCCAGUCUUGGUGUUGGUGGGCAGUGGGAGGACCUGAGGCCUCCAGAGUUGUCAGUAGAUGAAGGGCCCAGGAGUUGCAGGGAGCAGCCGUAAGCCAGCAAUAGAGCAGAGAACAUCAUCUGCCAGACAGUAGAGGCAAUAUUGGACUAGGCUUGUCAAUGAUCUGGCAAUAUAAGUAGUUAAUGUCAGAACAGUAGGUGGCCCUGGAUGAAGAUGGCCCUGUUUGCGUCAAAAAACAUGUCUUACCAGUUAAGUGGGACUGAGAUGAACAUUGUAUAAGACUUUUAUAAUAUAUAAUGAGUACACAAACAUUUAGCUUUAUUGGGGUAUUGCAUGGGGAGGUUUGUGGUGAGUGUUUUUAAAAAAACAAAACAUUCCCAUUUUAGAGGUGAAAUAAGUUGUUAAUUCUGAGUGUUUUAUAGCCAUCAGGCUUUACGUGAGACACUUCAAGGCCCCCCCCAACAGUAUAAUAUUUUUCAACAAGCUGAUCAUGUUUGCAACGUGAUAAUCUUGGACUGUUGGGGUGUUUUUUUUUGUCCAGAUGUAAUAAUUUUAUAUAGUUAGGAGUUUUAAAACUGUCUGUAUAUGCUGUUAAUAUCUAAAUUCACUUUUCCCAAAUGUUUAGUAUUUACAUAAAAGUCCCAAUUUUGCAAAUUGAAA
Messenger RNA from Podarcis raffonei (Aeolian wall lizard), 4046 nucleotides. RefSeq names its product TRAF family member associated NFKB activator (gene TANK). NCBI's taxonomy places the organism in Eukaryota, Metazoa, Chordata, Lepidosauria, Squamata, Lacertidae. The transcript is spliced from 9 exons. The record is from RefSeq and is a predicted model, not a curated record. Bases 301 to 1725 code for a protein of 474 amino acids. Gene Ontology annotation, biological process: canonical NF-kappaB signal transduction.